Saccostrea echinata is the source of this 3180-nucleotide messenger RNA. RefSeq lists its product as uncharacterized. Gene Ontology annotation, molecular function: protein binding; G protein-coupled receptor activity. Gene Ontology annotation, cellular component: membrane. The transcript is spliced from 7 exons. NCBI's taxonomy places the organism in Eukaryota, Metazoa, Mollusca, Bivalvia, Ostreida, Ostreidae. The record is from RefSeq and is a predicted model, not a curated record. The coding region runs from base 1 to 3180 and encodes 1059 amino acids. Gene Ontology annotation, biological process: G protein-coupled receptor signaling pathway.
AUGGCUGAUGAGACCACUGACAUUUCUAAUAGAGAACAGCUCGUUAUUUGCCUCCGAUACAUCGAUGACCAGUUUGUGCCACAAGAAAUUUUUGUUGGCUUUUAUGAAGUCGACGACAUUAAAGCCGAUACAAUCGUUUCUACAAUCACUGAUACCUUGACCAGAUUCAAUAUUCCUUUUAAUAAAUUACGGGGUCAGUGUUAUGAUAUGGCUGCCUCAAUGGCAGGGUCAAAGAGUGUAGUUGCAAAGCAAAUUUUAGAGAAAGAGUGCAGAGCUCUUUAUCCGCGACGUAAGGAUCAGCUUCUUACUCCUCGUCUCUGGAACAGACGCUCUAACCACUGCGCCACGCCAAGUUGUGACUUCCUCAAUGAUACAUGUGGAUGGUCAACCCCAGAUAAAAAUGUUAAGUAUGUACGAUUCAUCGCAAUCUGUGGCUUUCGUGGGAGUCUAAAGGCUUGUAUCCUCAGUGAUUGGUUCCAAGAUGGCGAUCCUUGGACUCCAAGGCAAAUUCAUUCCAUCAACCUGAAUGGAAUUCCCGUAAAUAUCAGCGAAAGGCUUUAUCAACUCAGCAACACAUUCGUCUUAGCGACGAUACUCAUAUAUUCGGUUCCACCUCCUUUUCAAAGAGUUAGCGAUAUUGUUAGUAGUGAAAUUCCUCUUUCAAUGGAACACCGCUGUCUGCAGUACAGUCAUCUUGUCCUUGGGAAUGCAGCAUUAGUUGUUGCAUACAUCAAGGACUAUUUUGAACCGUUUGAGCUUUCUAAUUAUUUGAGCGUGCAUGGAAAUUCUUUCAUAAUAGAAUUUAGUACAUCAUCGACCAUUCUACCUGUUGGAGUCAAAUUUAAGAUUGUGUUUCGAGCUGUCUAUGACAUUUUUAACACCUAUGGGCUAGUGUUUCUCUACAACAUCUCAAUAACGGAAGGCGUGUGCAAUAGUUGUAGUCCUGACGAAUUUCGGUGCAGUCCGUAUCGUGUUGAAUGUGUUCCACUUUCCAGAGUUUGUGAUCUCCAACCCGACUGUUUGAACGGAGAGGACGAAAAAGGAUGUGAUUUUACUGAUCUAAAAUUCCUUUGCACAACCAACUUACAAUCGACAUAUUUGAAUGCUUCUGUGAUACAGGAAGAAAAACAAUGGAAGAGAUCGGUUGAAAGCAAAAGAUUUCGUGCAUCACAAACUAUUCGUCUGAAAAUUUGUUAUGAUGGACACCAAUGUCAAUCUGACCCUUCAUAUAUAUGUUUCCUCUCCUGUCCUAGCAGUUGUACGUGCUCUGGUCUCUCUUUCAAUUGCUUAUUAAAUAACGCGCCAGUUUUUGCAACCUCUGUAACUUUUACUGGUCUUGUGCAGAAAAUAUUGACAUUUAAUGAAAGUUAUUUGAAUUUAAAAGAAAUUAAGAUUUUUCAUUGCAAAUUGCAAAUAUUAUAUGUUAGUUCUGUGGUUUUUAUAGAACCAUUACACAUAAGUCACAGUUUGAUUGAUAUUGUCUUGAUUGAAGAUGAAACUGAAUAUCUUCGAUUUGUUAGUGUAGUAAACAGUUCUUUUGAAUAUAUAAGGCUCUGGAAUAAAAUAAAACAUACAUUCAAAUUCCAUGUUCACAAAAGCACCGUGAAAAAUUCCACUGAUAUAUUGAUUGCUGAUAUGGUUGGUGUACAUGUAGACCUAUCGGAGUCUAGAGGCUUUCCCUUUAUAAUUCACAGUUUUUAUGACAAUCCAUUAGUUAAUUUUAGUUUUUGCAAUUUAUCUGUUCAACCCAAUUCCGUCAUAGAAACUGUCACUCUUGAUCUAAGUUAUAACCUUUUAACCAAGUGGCAUAUGUCACCUGUGGUACAAAUUUUGCAUCUUCAAGGGAACUUACUUGAAACAAUUAAUUUUACAUUUGAUUUUAAAAAAUCCGAAGCACGUUUACAAUACCUUGAUCUGUCCCAUAACUAUAUCAAGAAUAUUGAGAAAGACGAAUUUGUAGAUUUACCCAAUAUUCUUUACUUAAAAAUCAGAAAUAAUAGUUUACUUGAUAUUCAUGAAAAUGCUUUUUCAGUCAUUUCAAAUCUCAUAGACUUAGAUUUGUCAAAUAAUCGUCUUUGCUUACUAAAACGCAGCCAUUUUAUUCAUCUUUCAAAUAUAAAAUAUCUGUAUUUACAAAACAACAAUAUUAAAGUUAUAGAAGGGAUGUUUGACGGUCUUAUAAAUAUUCAGUAUCUUCAAGUAGAUUCCUACACACUUUGUUGUGCCCAACCAAAGGCCGUAGGCAAAAUUCGGUGUUUAGCACCAGUAAAUGAGAUAUCCUCUUGCUAUAAUUUGAUAGACACUCCACUUCUAAGUAUAAGUAUUUGGUACAUAGCUCUUUUAUCUGUGUUCGGAAACUUACUAGGCCUUCUUUAUAGACUUCUUGUUUUAAAGGAGAGGAAGGUAACGUCAUUUGUCAUUUACUCUAUUAACCUUGGAUUAGCAGACUUCUUCAUGGGAGUGUAUCUCUAUAUUUUAGCCGGUGCAAAUCUAAUGUUUAGUGGCCGAUAUGGUUUUGAGGACGACUCAUGGAGACAGAGUCCUCUAUGUACUUUUGCUGGUGUUUUGGCUACUACUUCUAGUGAGGCAUCUGCUCUGUUUGUUCUUUCAAUUACAAUAGACCGAAUUGUUAUUAUACGAUUUCCUUUUUCACAAUUUGAAAAAAAUCGUUUGGUUGCAAAACUGGUUUCUGUUUUGGUUUGGACAAUUUCCCUUUCUUUGUCCGUAUUGCCUCUGUUCGGAAACCAGUAUUUUAAUGACUAUUAUUCUAGUUCCGGUAUAUGUAUUUCCUUACCUCUGUCCGUUUUACGUAAACCCGGGUGGGAAUACUCUAUGGUGAUCUUCGUCGGAGCUAAUUUCCUUAUUUUCAUAGCGAUAUUACUGGGACAAUUUGUUAUCUUUACUGAUGUUGUUGGAAUGGGAAAAGAGGUGAGCUCACAACGCACUACACAAAAGAAGAGGGAAAUCAAUUUGGCUAAAACUUUGAUAAUGGUGGCAGUUACAGAUAUGUUUUGUUGGAUUCCUAUCGGAGUAAUUGGACUUCUUACUUUCUUUGGCAUCGAUGUCACAGCUAAAGUGUAUGCCUGGGUCAUUGUCGUAGUUCUUCCAAUAAAUUCAGCAUUGAAUCCAAUUAUCUACACAUUUUCGGCAAUUUUGAGACGCAGAGGACAAAAGGUAUGA